CCAUAUCCGUUCCAACAUAAAGCUCUCUACUCUCUACUCUCUACUAUCUACUCCCCGGCGUAAGUCUUCUUCCUCAAAAUUUCCGAUUUGAUCUGAAAUCUUCGCAUUUCUCCGCUUGUGUGCCCUAGAGUGAUAGCGAUUCGGCGAACAAUGGACGUCGACGGAACAAAAAGCGCGGCGGUGCCAGAAUCGGUGAUGGAUUCGGUGAAGCGAACUUUGGUCAAUGUAGAAGAAGUUCGAACUCAGUGUCUCGAUGUCUUGUCUCUUUCAGACCCAGAAGUUCUCGCCGAAUUGCCCCCUCUGCAACGCGCCGAGUCUCUGCUCUUGCUCGCCAAGGCCACUACGACCCUUUUCGCGGUGAGGCUGAGAUGUAAUGGAGUUGACCCAGAUGAGCAUCCCGUCAAAUCCGAGUUUGAAAGAUUAAGCUUGUAUCAAGAUAAACUAGAAAGGUUUCUUGAUUUGAGCAAAGCGCCUGUUCGACCUUCUACCACGUUAAACUUUCAGGCAGCAACCCGUUUUAUCGAGCAUUCUUUGCCUGACCUUACCCCAGAGCAGAGGCAAAGUAUGAGAAAUAUUAGUAAGGGAGAGGGAAAAAAGAUAAAGUAUGUAGAGACGAAUGUCCAAAAGAAGAGGAAGUACCCAUCGACAGAGAAAAAAUCUGUUCAAACUGCUGCCAAGGAAUUUCUUGAGAAAGCAGCCUGGGAGCUUCUUGGUGAUAAUAACGAUGGUUUUAAGGGACCUCUGCGGGCUGAAACUUCAGAAGAUGAAGAAGAAGACCAGGCUAUGAGCUGAUUUCAUGAUCCCUCAAGAAUUUCUGCCGAGACCAGAAUGGUCAGUAUUUGUGAUUGACCCCGAACGACUGUUGAUCCAUCCUUGCGCAAGAUUUUCUGGAAUCUUGGUUUUUGCAAAAGAACUUCUGAGAAAGUAACCCCCUGUUUGGUGAGAAGGAAUCGUAAUUCAGGUGUAGUAAAUUAGCAUUUUGCAAUAUGCCUUUUUGUUGGAGGAAAAAGGUGUCGGAUGACCCUUCCGUGCUAUGGAGAUCUGCUUUCUGUUGGUUUUCAUGCCAUGUGGGAGUACCCUGAAGCUGGUUUAUAAACUAUUGUUUUAGGUGGCCAUCAUGAUCUACCUUGUGUGAGACGUUCAACACUAAUUGGUAGCCCUUUUCUUAAAUUUUCUUAAUGCAUGUAUUAGUGUUGCCUGUUGA
Morus notabilis is the source of this 1204-nucleotide messenger RNA. RefSeq names its product nuclear nucleic acid-binding protein C1D. Gene Ontology annotation, cellular component: exosome (RNase complex); nucleolus. NCBI's taxonomy places the organism in Eukaryota, Viridiplantae, Streptophyta, Magnoliopsida, Rosales, Moraceae. The coding region runs from base 151 to 792 and encodes 213 amino acids. The transcript has 6 exons. Gene Ontology annotation, biological process: regulation of gene expression; maturation of 5.8S rRNA. The record is from RefSeq and is a predicted model, not a curated record. Gene Ontology annotation, molecular function: DNA binding; RNA binding.